CCAGACAUGUCCCCUCGCUCAGCCCUUAAAUCCUCCCUCCCCGCAUCCAUGUAGCCCGACGCUCUCCAUGUCCGCACCCGUCGAGCCAUGCACUCCCGAACAUCCUCGCCCUAUGAUCGCCCCGACACGCAUCCAGGUGCCCGCGGAGAACCCGACUUCUCCCCACCCCCCCGACCCGGGCCAUCGCACUCCCAGACAACCCUCCCGCCCAUCCGUGCACUCCAUCCAGGCCUCCCGCUGCCAUCCCCGCACCCACAGAGUCCCACCGCCCCCAGCGGCUCGGCAUACGGCCACCUGCAGUCGCCAACCUAUCCCGUCGCGUCGGGAAGCAGCCUCGGUGCUCGCCGAUCGGUGGACGACUCCGACCCAGAAGGCGACGUGCACGAACCACCCAAGAAGAAGCGGCGCCGUCAGGCCCUCAGCUGCACAGAAUGUAAGAGGCGCAAGAUCAAGUGUGAUAGGGCACAACCAUGCGGCCCAUGCACCCGACGCGGGGAGCCACAGAAGUGUCAGUGGCACAUCAUAGAGCCCAUGGAGAAGUACGUGACACGCACUGAAUAUGAUGAACUCAAGGCCAAGGUGAUAGAGCUCGAGGCUUUGGUGAACCGUCUAACUGCUGGUUCAUUUCCCGUACCGGCGGCACGGAUGGCUGCGCCUACCGCUCCUGUUUCAUCAGCUCCGAUCCAGCGCGUCGAGCCGAUUCAGGGAACAGCCAUAACACCAUAUCAUGCGGCGCCGCCUCCAUCAAUGCCUCCGUCGCUAUACCAUGCCAUGCCUCCAAGCCGACCGAUCCCGGCUCGCAGCGAGUCCUCUUCCCACCUGAACCGGCACACCAGGCAGGCCGCGGCACGCAGUCCAUCUUCAUCCUCCCGUCCGUCCACAUCGCAGGGAUCUUCAGCCCACACCGCAACGGCCGCGUCGCCUGCCGCAGAGCCGUCAUAUUAUCCUACUAGCCCACACGCGUCUUCAAGCAUGCCGUCCACACCUGCCGGAUCAUCGGGAGGCGUGUCCUCCCGGCGAGCUUCACUCUCUGUGGCAGCCAUGACCAAUCCCGAUCCCAGCCCCUACCACCACCACCACCACGAGUCCCGUCCAUCCAGCCCGCCAAAAAAAUGCAGCGCGCAGACGCCUCCACCGCCGGGUCAGCGUCUGCGCCGGGAUCAAGUGCAUUUAGGCUCGGCACAGGCGUCGUCCUCGACCCACCCCCACCAUUACCACCACCACGAUCUCCUCCGCUCUCCCACCAUUGGGAAGCAGAGGGCUUCCCUCAUCCCGGCAUAACGCGCCAUCUACCUGCCCCUGUGCAACCGCCGGGAUACUUCGCUUCAAGGCCUCCAUCGCGCUCGCAGCAUGCGCCUGGGGCGUACGCUAUUUCGCCGCCUUAUUUGUACGGUAGCCGACCUCACAGCCCCCACAGCGGCUUAGGACCCGAUGACAGGGAUCCAUCGGU
Molecule: messenger RNA, 1450 nt
Organism: Rhodofomes roseus
Lineage: Eukaryota; Fungi; Basidiomycota; Agaricomycetes; Polyporales; Fomitopsidaceae
Exons: 5
Coding region: 88-1281 (397 amino acids)
Biological process (GO): regulation of transcription by RNA polymerase II
Cellular component (GO): nucleus
Molecular function (GO): RNA polymerase II cis-regulatory region sequence-specific DNA binding; DNA-binding transcription activator activity, RNA polymerase II-specific; zinc ion binding
Source: RefSeq, a predicted model, not a curated record